Prorocentrum cordatum is the source of this 960-nucleotide messenger RNA. Lineage: Eukaryota; Dinophyceae; Prorocentrales; Prorocentraceae. The record is from the annotation of a GenBank genome assembly.
AGGUCAAGGAGCUUCUCCACGAGCUGCCCGACGACUGGGACGUGUGCCUGCUCGGCGCCGUGGGAUGCGUGGAUCCUGUCAAAGAGCCCAUUCACAUGCAGGUCUACGGGCUUAUCGUCGGCGGCUGGCACCCCUCGCCGGGGAAGUCUCGCCUCGUCUCGAAGAACGUCUUCGUGCCGUACAAGCCAGCAGGCACCCACGCCUACAUGGUGUCCCAGCGCGGUGCCGCCAAGAUGCUCAAGAGGAACCCCAAGGCUCGAUACCACGUAGACGUCACUGCGUGGUCUCAGCAGGACCUCAACCUGUAUGCCGCCAAGGACUUUCUGGCCACGCAGCGUUUCGGCGACGACACCACGGUCUCGAAGACCGGGAAGCCGCUGACGGAGGGGUUCCUCCGGUGGAUAUGGACAAUCUCUGGCAUUGGCAGCAUGGGGUCGCGCGCGGGUGUUGAGAACCUCACGUGGGCCUGGAAGGUCGCGCUCUUCUCGAUCCCGCUCCCGUUCGGGAGGCACGUCAUCGUCGAGACUGGGCCGGCAAGCAUCCCGUUCCUCGCGGUCAUGAUCGUAGGUGCGGCGACUCGCAAUCUGAAGUUGAUCGGUGGCGCGCUCACCUACUUCACGAUUUUGAUUUCGAUCAUACGAGCACUCGCAGGCAACUUCAACCUUGUUCCGUUGGGGUCGCUGGCGCUCACGAGCGGGGCCCUGCUUCUGCGUGGUUGAGGUACGCAGGACCACCGCUGUCGUGCGUGCGAUGUUCCAUAAUAAUUCGUGGGAGUUUGACUGGACAAAACACAUCAGAAGGUAAGACGGUUACCUUGGCCCUCGCCACCAGACCACAUCACGGCACGCGACUCGCCGCAUUCCUCCUGCUCCGUCCACCUGGAACCCGGUUCGGGAGGGGUUGGCAGCGGCCCCAGGCGGCGGGGGCCAACUUUGUGUUGGCCAGUCUACACCUUAGGCG